AAACGAAAAAGUAUGGCUGCCACCUCGGCGCAGGUGCCUUCGACCGAAGACGACGAAGCUUGGUUAUAUGGCGAUGAAAACAAAGCACCUAAAGGUGAUGAAUCUAGCUCCAAGGUCACAGAGAAUGGUGAUACAAAUGAGAACAAGUCAGCUAUAAAGUCAAGGGAGGGAAGCAAAGAACCAGGGAAGAAAGAUGACAAAGAAGAAGGAGAAAUGAGUGGGGAGGAAAAAGAAGAGGAGGACGAUUCUGAUGAUGAUGAUGUCCAGGUUACCAUUGGCGACAUUAAGACUUGGACAGCCAGCGACACUCCCCGUAACUUGUUCAAAGGUGGUACUGCUUACCAAAAAACUGGUGCCGGUGGAACUUCAGUACAAAAAGGAGCAUCUGGUAAAGGCCUCGACAUCGAAGCACAAGGAACAAUAAAUGGAGUUCCUGUUUAUGAAUUUGAUCUCAGCAGUUUGAAAACGGAAGAUAAACCUUGGAAUAAACCUGGUGCUGACAUAACUGAUUACUUCAACUACGGCUUCACUGAGGAAACAUGGGAACUGUACUGUGAGAAACACAACCGACUGCGAGCUGACAAUCAUGCUCCUCUUGGCGGUACCAAAACUAGUUCUCACUCAGUCUCUGGUGGCACUAGAAGUUUUGAAAAACGAGACAAAGAUUCAAGUCAGAUAGGAUCAAGUAUACCUACAACAUCACAAGUAGGAAAACGAUUCAACACUAACGUUCCCACACGUAAGAUGAGUGGGACUAUUGAUGUUAUAGGCAGCACUGCGCGUAGUUCACGGCGCCCGGGAGAUCAUGAAAGCUCAGAAGAUUAUCGGAAGUAUAACCAGACAUCUGUCCCGCCACCGGGAGUACCAGACUACUCGAUGCCACCGCCGGGAAUGCCACCCCCUGGUGUCCCUCCACCGGGAGUUGCUCCAUCUGCUGUACCUCCGCCUCCUGGUGUUACCGUUUCUGGUGCCACGUACGUUGGAACUGACCCAUACGAUCCUUACUACGCUACUGUAACAACUGACAGAAGUCAGCCACCUCCAGGUUUUACGGUCCCGACUUACAAUUACGACUCGACUCACAGUUCUUACGGAAUCUCGUACACUGAACCACACCAUGCAAACUGGGAAUCCAGUUAUGAAGAUCGUUGGCGACACAGAGAGCUCAGUCCUGAAGCUGAUCUGUAUGGAAGGGACCGCGACUCCUACCGGCGAGACAGGGGAGAUCGUGACCGCGAGCGUGAUCGAGACCGGGAUUCACACCGAGAGCGAGGCAGAGACCGGGAGCGGGAUCGAGAACGCAGAGACAGAUCGAGGUCAGGUGACAGAGACUCCUCCAGACACAGAACCAGAAGGAAGAAGGAAGAUGAGGCAGACCACCACAAGUCAAAACACCGUAGCAAGAGCAAGAAGAAGCGCGACAAAGAUGACCCGGACUCUUCGCAGCCGAACGACGACAGUGAAACCAAGGACUGAAUCACGCAGAGAUCUUUUACAUGUUCCUCAUCUCUCACGGAAAUUACACCACACAUUGCCAACAUGAUGAACAUAGCGGAACACAACUGUGUAUUAGUUACAGAACAAAAAUUUAUUGUACAUACACAGUACACAUUUCCAAGAUAAUACAUACGGUUUAACAAACCCAUGAAAAAGCUGCACAAAUUCUGUUUAAAGAUCAUUUGACCAAAUAUUGUUCUGAACAUCAAGGUUAAAUAAAAAAAUUCUUUGCCUAAAGUGAAGACUGCUUCAUGUCAUAGUUUUUUUGUUUAGUGAAAAAUAUAUUCUGUUUGAUAAUCAAUGGCUUCAACCAUGGUAAAACUGAAUACUGUCACAUAUGUAGGAUUAAUAGAAUCUAUCACCGUUGUGAGGUAUAGAUAAGGCAAUUCCAACCCGAGGGACAAAAUGUUUUUUGUAAACCUCUGCCCUUACAAAAACAUUUUGUCCCGAGGGUUGGAAUUGCUUUAUCUAUACCUCGCAACAGUGAUUGAUUCUUUUUCUUACCCAUUUAAUUACAGUAACAAAUCAUUAAUUUUGUAAGCUACGGUUUGUUUAUUAUAGAAUGAUUCGUUUAUUGUAGAACGAUUCGUAACAAACUCAUUUAAUCAUACAGGGGAAAAUAGAGUCCACAUUAUGCAACAACAUAAAAGUGUAACAACUUGCCAAUAAAUAUAAAAAUUAAAAGAUUAAUUUGUUUAAAUAUUGUUAAAACAAUGAUACAAUGUGAAAUGGCAAACCGAAUUUUGAAAAACAUGAGUUAUGACGUCAUGCAUAUGUAGAUAUCCUCCAGCACCAGUGUGCUAGACAGAUUUAUCUAGCACCGUGCAAAAGCUGGCUAAUUGUCCAGUGGGCAAGAAACCAGUAUGCUGUAUUUUAAAUAUUUUGUACUUGCGCUGUUGACUAUGAAUUUUAAUGUUCAAAGUAGACUCCAAAUAAUGUGUUACUUGUUCGAUAUAACAAACUUUAUUGAAAUGUAAAAACAUUUUUUUUAUAUUGUUGAAACAGGAUGUAAUGUUAAUAUUCAGUUUAUGCCUGUUGUUUUACUACCUGCUGUCCCAAAAUUGUUUUCAUUUCAACUAGAUUUUUAUGAUCAUAUUGAAUGAAGGUUCAAGCUUGAUGUCCUUGGCCACAUCUUGCUGUGUGGUGUUUCCAGUACAGUCAAAUCUGAUAACACAAAUACAUCCAAUACAACACACGGUUUUAAAAACAGUAAUGUCAAACCUUCAUACAAAGAAGAAAGGCACUGGUUAGGUCUAAAAUAGAUUUCAUGCCAAGUGUCGUUGGAACAUUGGUAUUAAGGGCUUAAUAUGCCAGUGAUGGGUGCGGGAGGGAGGUGGGAAGCAGAGGAGUGUUGGGUCAGAGGUUGACUAGUUAGGGUAGAAUGGUUGCAAUGGUGUAGGAAAAAUGUGUUAAUAUUCAGGGUAUGCAGAUAUGGUAAAUCCACUUUGCUUGUUCAUAAAUAAUUUAAACUGUUGCAGUUCAGAACAAGUUCAUGAUUCAGUCAAUGAUUCAACAGUAUCUUGUAUUUGUUUUUAAAUAUUUUACUAGUGGUGUAUAAUGUAUAUGAUUUAAACUGUAGUGUUACAUGGAAAUGAGUAAUCCAAUAUGACAUGGUUCAUCUUCAUUAAAAUUCAUUGUGA
Gigantopelta aegis is the source of this 3137-nucleotide messenger RNA. RefSeq names its product pre-mRNA 3'-end-processing factor FIP1-like. The transcript has 17 exons. Gene Ontology annotation, cellular component: mRNA cleavage and polyadenylation specificity factor complex. Gene Ontology annotation, molecular function: RNA binding. NCBI's taxonomy places the organism in Eukaryota, Metazoa, Mollusca, Gastropoda, Neomphalida, Peltospiridae. The coding region runs from base 13 to 1476 and encodes 487 amino acids. The record is from RefSeq and is a predicted model, not a curated record.